Messenger RNA from Aethina tumida (small hive beetle), 1759 nucleotides. RefSeq lists its product as uncharacterized. The record is from RefSeq and is a predicted model, not a curated record. Bases 16 to 1641 code for a protein of 541 amino acids. The transcript has 3 exons. NCBI's taxonomy places the organism in Eukaryota, Metazoa, Arthropoda, Insecta, Coleoptera, Nitidulidae.
CACACAGGCCCAAUCAUGAAACUUCUGCUGAUCGCGGCAGUGUUGGCCGUCGCAGCCGCCGACGUGAAAGAGCUCAAUGUGGCCCGCAACAGUUACGGGCAACCCGUCGACCCCCUCAAGGGUUCCGGCACGGACGCGCAAGCUGCCACAGCCGCCGCACCCACCGCCAUUCCUACUGGAAACAUUCAUUUGGGCACCGUGGGAAAUGUUAAAUACGAAAUUGAUUCGAGCUCUUUAGCCGGUUUGGAUCCUGCCAAACUGGCCGAACUCAAUUUGGACCUGUCGACUGUUGGAGCCGAAGAUUCUGAACUCAAAAGUCUCGGCAGUGUGUCUUUAGCUGGUCUUCUCGGUGGUGCUUUGCAAGGUGCUUCUUUGCAGGGUGCCAGUUUGCAAGGUGGAGCUUUGCAAAGUGCUGGUGUACAAGGUGCUGGUUUGCAAGGCAUUGGUUUGCAAGGUGGAGCUUUGCAAGGAGCCUUCCAAGGCAACUUCCAACAACAACUUCCAGCCAUCGGUUCAACACCCGCCACAUUCUCCAACCUUCCUAUACUUCAGUCUACUCCCGCCACUUUCUCCAACCUUCCAUUGCUUCAAUCUACCGCCGCCAGUUUACCUAGUCUUCCCCUGAUCCAACCUACCGUAGCCAGUUUCUCAAACUUGAAUCUGGCCGAUAACUCCGGUCCAUCCGUCAACAUCGGUUUCAACAACAGAAACAACUUCGCCCAAAACACUGACUCACAUUCCGAAGAAGGUGGCGAAACCGACAAACACUUGUACUUCUACACCGCCCCUGAAGAACCGGAACCUGCCGCCCCGAGAGUUAUCUUGCCACCUAAACCCAAGAACAACGUUAAGGUGAUCUUCGUGAAAGCUCCUGAAUUCAAAACCGCCCCGGCUCCAGUCAUCCAACCCGAAUCUCUUCAAAAAGGCGAAGAGAAAACUGUGGUAUACGUUCUCGUCAAGAAACCAGAAGAGCCAGCUCCCAUUGUCUUACCCACACCACCGCCCACCAAGCCCUCCAAACCCGAAGUUGUCUUCAUCAAGUACAAAGAUCAAAAAGACGCCGAGGAAGCUGUCAUUCACAUCCAAAAUACCGGCUCCUCCGCAGGCCUGGACUCCGGGCUCAUUGGGGUUAAUAGUGUCAGUGGCAGCUCUGUUGCUGAUCAGCGCGCACUUCUUAACACCAUUAGUCAAGGGAAAAACAACGGUUUAGGCUCGUUCAACAUCCAAGAAAGGACCGGAUUUGGUGUCACCCAAAGUCCCCUGGAUAUUUCCUCGAUCAGCAGCUUGAACUUGGGUGGUCUGUCAUCUAGCAACGGAUUGAGUGGUUUGAAUUUCGUUUCUGAUGGAGGUUUGGGAGGAUUCAACUCCUUCAGUACCACCACCCUUUCCCCGUUGAUUGGCAACGGGCUCAAUUUUGGCACCACGGCUGCCCCAGGUUUUGCCUUCUCCACACCAGCACCGCAAAUCUCGAUCAACAACUUCCCUACUUCUACCCCAUCUCCGAUUAGCUACAGCACCACUGGAACACCAGGCACUUUGUUCGACAGUUUCGGUGAAGAGGAAUCCGCCAGUUCCGGUUCAUUCGCCUUGGCCCCCAAGCCCCAUUCUAUCUAUGGCCCACCCAUAAACAAGAAGAAAUAAUUUAAUCGAUCGAAUAGGAAAUUUUUUUAAUUAAUUUAGUUAGUAUUUAUAAUUCUCAAUGUGAGAAAAGACUUGCCUGUAUAUAUUGUACAAUAAAAAAUUAAAAAAUUUUACCAGA